This is a messenger RNA of Anolis sagrei ordinatus, 1928 nucleotides long. It is a transcript of the gene ATAD1, whose product is annotated as ATPase family AAA domain containing 1. Gene Ontology annotation, molecular function: ATP binding; ATP hydrolysis activity. The record is from RefSeq and is a predicted model, not a curated record. Gene Ontology annotation, cellular component: mitochondrial outer membrane. Gene Ontology annotation, biological process: extraction of mislocalized protein from mitochondrial outer membrane. NCBI's taxonomy places the organism in Eukaryota, Metazoa, Chordata, Lepidosauria, Squamata, Anolidae.
CUCAAGCGGAACCUUUGCGACGGGAGCAAAGGGGACCGAAAUCACAGCCGGACUUGGCAGAGUAGCGCAGAGGAGGCGAGGCCCGCUUGGCGCGCGACGUGCUGCUCAGGAAGGCGCUUCCGUUCGUCGCUUUUGCCGGGUCUGGCUGAGGUGAAACAAGCAAAAUGGUCCAUGCUGAAGCCUUUUCCCGUCCCCUAAGUCGGAAUGAAGUUGUUGGUUUAAUUUUCCGAUUAACGAUAUUUGGUGCUGUAACAUAUUUUACCAUUAAAUGGAUGGUAGAUGCAAUUGAUCCAACAAGGAAGCAAAAAGUAGAAGCUCAAAAACAGGCAGAGAAAUUAAUGAAGCAAAUAGGUGUGAAAAACGUAAAACUUACAGAGUAUGAAAUGAGCAUUGCUGCACAUCUUGUAGACCCUCUGAGCAUGCAUGUAACCUGGAGUGAUAUUGCAGGUCUAGAUGAGGUUAUUACAGACUUGAAGGACACUGUCAUUUUGCCAAUCAGGAAAAAGCAUCUGUUUCAGAAUUCCAGGCUCCUACAGCCUCCUAAAGGAGUACUCCUCUAUGGCCCUCCAGGCUGUGGUAAAACUUUGAUUGCUAAAGCUACAGCAAAGGAAGCAGGUUGUAGAUUUAUUAAUCUUCAACCCUCAACGCUUACAGAUAAAUGGUAUGGGGAAUCUCAGAAGCUGGCAGCUGCCGUUUUUUCCCUGGCUAUGAAACUGCAACCAUCCAUCAUCUUUAUUGAUGAAAUAGAUUCCUUUCUGCGAAGUCGUUCCAGUUCUGACCAUGAAGCCACAGCUAUGAUGAAGGCCCAGUUCAUGAGUCUCUGGGAUGGUCUGGAUACUGACUAUAACUGCCAAGUGAUAGUGAUGGGAGCUACUAAUCGCCCUCAGGAUCUUGACUCUGCUAUUAUGAGAAGGAUGCCCACAAGAUUUCACAUCAACCAACCUGCAGUGAAGCAGAGAGAAGCAAUCUUGAAACUGAUUUUGAAAAAUGAAAAUGUGGACAGUGAAGUGGAUCUCCGCGAAGUUGCUAGAGACACAGAUGGGUUCUCAGGAAGUGACUUGAAAGAAAUGUGCCGUGAUGCUGCACUAAUAUGUGUCAGAGAAUAUGUUAAUUCUACAUAUGACGAAAGCAAUGACGAUGAUGAAAUCCGUCCAGUGAAACAGAAAGACCUGCAACGGGCAAUUGAGAAAAUGAGGAAGUCCAAGGAGGCAACAAAUCAGAACGUUCUAAUGCACGUCAGUUUAGAUUAAGGCUAAACCGCGUGGCGCCGUGGCCUAUGGCCUCUUUUGGGGACUGGUUAUGCCACGUAAAUAGUGGAAAUCAAUUGGAAGCAGGAAUAUCCUUUUAAUAAGUGUUUCUGGAAUUGUUUUUAUAUAUGCUGUUACCUAAAUUAUUGAAAUCUAGUAAUCUUGCAAAAUUGGAUACGGCCUGUGGGAUCGAUCAUGGCAUGGAAGAAUGUAGUCCAGCUCAAAAGCAAUGUCUUGUUUCCUUGUUGUGGCCUUAAAAGCCGACUGUCAGUGGGUUCUAGUGUGGCAUAAUGGUCUACGGAGGAUCAGAGCAGAGCCUAUGUACAUAUGUAUGAGACAGUGUGCAGUUUUGAUACACAGACAUAAUAUGUAGAUAACUUGAAUAUGAAAAGCCGCCUUUUUUUUUUUUUUGCAUUUGUUUUCUGGGUUAAAGUGCAUCAGAUGAUUAAAAGGUUCAGCACACGCUUAUCUAUUUUUGUGGAGUUACCUUAAUGCAAAGCCAGAAAACAUGUUUUUGGAAAUUAUCUUGUUUCUUUCUUGGAAUGCAGGGAAAUCUGACCUCCUUUUUGCAACAUUAACUCGUGGGAUCCGCUGGUGCCAUUUAUUUAGCUAGAAAACACUUUGUGAACAUUUUGAUUUUAUACGAAUCCUAUAAAUUGUUAUUCUUUCCUUUUUUAAAAA